This is a messenger RNA of Cicer arietinum (chickpea), 507 nucleotides long. RefSeq lists its product as uncharacterized. NCBI's taxonomy places the organism in Eukaryota, Viridiplantae, Streptophyta, Magnoliopsida, Fabales, Fabaceae. The record is from RefSeq and is a predicted model, not a curated record.
AUGAAGAUUUCACAACAUCGUCAGAAGAGUUAUGCGGACAAGCGUCGCAGAUUUCUAGAAUUUGAACAGGGUGACCAUGUAUUUCUAAGACUCACGCCUAAGACUGGAGUUGGCAGAGCUAUGAGAUCGAAGAAAUUGACUCCAAAAUUUAUUGGACCAUAUCAAAUUUUUGCACAAAUUGGACCAGUGGCUUACUGGAUCGCAUUGCCUCCGAUACUGUCUGAAAUUCACGAUGUAUUUCACAUGUUGCAAUUAAGGAAAUACAUUCCUGAUCCGUCACAUGUGAUCGAACCAGACACAAUUCACCUAAAGGAGAAUUUGUCAUUCGAAGUACUGCCUGUAAGAAUAAACGACAUGCAGAUUAAGCGAUUAAGAAAUCAGGAAGUUUUAUUGGUCAAAGUGAUUUGGAACCAAACUACUGGAGAUGCGACUCAGGAAUUGGAAAGCAAGAUGAGGAAACAACACCCUGAUUUGUUUAUCGACGCGUCGUUUCAAGGACGAAACUAA